AUGUCAUUAUCAAACGACAAAAAUGAACUCGUUUUAAUUGAUUCUGAUUCAGAUAAUAAUAAUAAUAAUAACAAUAAUAAUAAUAAGAAGAAUAAUAAUAAUAAUGACAACGAACUACCAAAUAAACGAAUUAAACUAGAUAAUAGUUCUCAACAAUUAUCAAUUACUCCAUUUAAAGAAGUAUCAUCAGAGGAAGACAAUGCUAGUAAUGACUAUGAAUCACUGAGUGAUCUGGAAAAAGAAGCUAAUACCACCACCCAAUUAGAUUCAGAAAAUGGUUUAUCUAUGCCCUCCUUUAGAAUAUUACCACAUAAUCAUAAUAUAAGUCAACAAGAUGAUAGUGAUAUUAGUUCCUCAGAGUCUGAUUUAGAACCAACUAUGUUAUUAGAUGAUAUACCACCCGACGUUAUUAUUAAAACCCGAAAACAGUUGAAAAAGUUAGGGAGUGUUGGUUUUUUAGAAGCUUAUUUACCUACUGCUGCAUCAGUUGAAGAUAUAAUUAAAUUAAUAUUGAAAUUGGGAUAUGUUCCUAGAAAUUUACCAGAUGGUGAUUCAGACAUACUUGAAUUUAUUAAAAUUUUAAAUCAAGCCAUGAUAAAAGUACUUAAAACUAGAGAACAAAGAGAAGAUGUAACUACAAUUGAAGAUGUUUUGAAAUUAUUACAAACUUCGGAGAAAAUAUUAGUUAUCACCGGUGCUGGUAUUUCUACAAGUUUAGGUAUACCUGAUUUUCGCUCGUCUCAGGGUUUUUAUUCAAUGGUUCAACAUUUAGGUUUAAGUGAUCCACAAGAAGUAUUUGAUUUAGAAAUAUUUCAUACUGAUCCUAGUUUAUUUUAUUCAAUUGCUCAUAUGAUAUUACCGCCAGAACCUAUGUUUAGUCCAUUACAUUCGUUUAUAAAAUUAUUACAAGAUAAAAAUAAAUUGUUACGAAAUUAUACUCAAAAUAUAGAUAAUCUUGAAAGUUAUGCUGGAAUAAAUAAAGAUAAGUUAAUUCAAUGUCAUGGAUCAUUUGCAACGGCAAGUUGUAUAACAUGUAAGAAUCAAAUUGAAGGAGAAAGUAUAUUUCAGGAAAUACGAGAUAAACAAAUUCUAUAUUGUCCGGACUGUACAAAAAGAAAAGAAGCAAUAUUAAAAAAGAAUGAAGAUGCAUUUUUCGAUGAAAGUUAUGGGGUUUAUAAACCUGAUAUUACAUUUUUUGGAGAACCACUUCCGAAAACAUUUCAUGAUCAUAUAAGAGAAGAUUUAUUCAAUUGUGAUUUAUUAAUAAGUAUUGGAACAUCAUUAAAAGUGGCACCUGUAGCAGAUAUAGUUGAGAAAGUGCCUGAAAAUGUCCCUCAAAUAUUAAUAAAUCGUGAUCCAAUUAAUCAUUGUAAUUUUGAUGUUAGUUUAUUAGGUUAUUGUGAUGAUGUAGCAAGUUAUAUACUGAAUAAAUUGGGAAAUGAAUGGAAUUUACCACAUGAGAAAUAUAAUGAUAUAAGAGGUGAUAAUGGUGAUAAUUUAUCAAUUGAAAUAGUUAAUGAAUCAUUACGACAAUAUAAAAUUACAAAUAAAUUAACACAACAUGUUGAUCCAGAAGAAGUCAUAGAACAUGAACUAAUGGAAAAUAAUUCAACAAUUGAACAUACUCCAUUAGGAGAAGCAUUACCGCCUAGUUCAAUUAAAGAUAACACACCAAAACCAGUCGUAUAA
Molecule: messenger RNA, 1689 nt
Organism: Insectozyma verbasci
Lineage: Eukaryota; Fungi; Ascomycota; Pichiomycetes; Serinales; Debaryomycetaceae
Source: the annotation of a GenBank genome assembly